Molecule: messenger RNA, 1545 nt
Organism: Suillus discolor
Lineage: Eukaryota; Fungi; Basidiomycota; Agaricomycetes; Boletales; Suillaceae
Exons: 5
Source: RefSeq, a predicted model, not a curated record
UACUGGGAUGCUUUAGUAGCAGCGGAUGCUGUUUUUAGGAUUAGUGUGGAUCUGUGGGUAUUGCAGGAUUGGGAUGGCGAAGAGGAAGUUCUACAGCUUGGAUCUUACUUUCAUGUGGUCUACCUACCUCAGAGUGACGAUGAAUAUGGGGUUGCGUGUAUGUGUCCACACUGGAAGGCUGCUCAUGCCUGUAUCCACCAGGACACCCUGUGUUCCUUCAUCGACACCUUGCGCUGCCUCCCACUUAUUGCUCCAUUCCCGGCCCCUCCUGCAGUUUUAUUACAGUCGACACCCUUCAAUGACAAGUUUAUUUUCUCUUGUGCGUCGGCUAUGGGUCGCUAUGAGUCUGGAAAAUGUGUUGUUGUUAUGUUGCAGCAAGAUGGCCAUUGGCAUUGCCAUUCGUCUUUUGCAUUGGAAGCCGGACUUAUGGUGAACAUGCAGGAUGGUCAUCAAAUGGGUGCGACGGAUGAUGCAGCUGGUGAUGAGGAGAGCGCUGUCCUUGUUCGUGCGGCACAAUAUUCAUCGCAGUGUGUCUGUGGGUUAUCGAUGCCACAAGCAGUCCUCCAAGGCCAUUCUGGUCCUCGAGUAUUAAAGACAGCUGUGUUAUAUGGACUUACUGCCCGACGAACAGUGUCAAUUGAGUUGCUCCCUUGUCCAGUCUGUUGCCAUUCUCGUUGUCACAUCGGCCCUGAUCUCAGAGACCAUGGUAUAUUCAACUGGAACAACACAAUGUUAUUUUUGCACGAGCUGUUGAAUGCAUACACGAAUUCAUACACUGCAUCAGAGACACCAUUCUCUGCAUUUUGUUUGACUGUGCGACGUUCCUAUCAAGAUGCUGGAGAUGAAAAUAGCUUUUGUUCGGAUGACACCUUUGUUCGAGUCUGGUUUGCCUUCACUCAACGACAGUGUCUUGACAGUGGUAUGCAAUGCCCUACAUGUGGCUCAUCUCCUGACAUUGUAAUCGCGGAUGGAGUCAGUCUGGGAACUCAUGUAUCCAAAUUGACGAAGUCCAUCUCACCACCAACCUCUGUUGAUGAGAGGAGUGAGCGGGUGGACUCCAUAUCAUCAUAUCGUGCUCGAUGCCUUCCAGCUAUCCCUCAGAAGGACAUUCGUACCACAGUGAACAAAAUUUUAGAUGCUACAAUCACACAUAUUCCUAAUAUCCUGCCGGACAUGUCAAAGAUCGAUGUGCAAUACCCAGAAUUGUCAUCUUUCAUCCGCCUCUAUUGUUCAAAUGGCACAAACAGCCCAUAUUAUUGGACUUAUCGAGAUCUCAUUCAACAAAUUGCUGCACCUGAUAUCGUAUUGCAGCUAAUACCAGUGGCAGCAAUUGAGCCAUUGCAACAACUGAGAGAACGAGGGAACCCACCAAACUGGUUACAGAGUAUAUGUCCAGCGUUCGGAGCUAUACGGAAACAACGUAUAUACUCAAAACUUCAGUAUGACAACCAAGGACUUGAUCGGGAUGCAGAAGAAAUGGGUGACUGCAACAAGUUUUACAAAACCUACUCCAAAAACAAUCUCACUGGCGGCAUUCUCGUACUU